Molecule: messenger RNA, 688 nt
Organism: Paramisgurnus dabryanus
Lineage: Eukaryota; Metazoa; Chordata; Actinopteri; Cypriniformes; Cobitidae
Product: immunoglobulin kappa light chain-like
Source: RefSeq, a predicted model, not a curated record
AUUAGUUAAUAUGACAACAUCACCAAGAAUCAUAACUAUGAUUUGUAUCGUCAUUUGGACAAUUUGCUGCAUUCAGGGUUCUGUGGGUGAGGUUGUGACUCAGUCUGGAGAUCAGACAGUAGAGCCUGGUCAAACUGUAACUAUUGAAUGUAAACAUACACCAGCUGUUAAUUGCUGGGAUUCAGAAGCAAGCAAGAAAUAUUGUAUGUCAUGGUACCAUCAGAUUCCUGGAGAAGUUCCUAAACUCCUGAUCUAUUACACAUCAAAAAGAGCUUCUGAUGUUCCUGAAAGAUUCAGUGGCAGUGAGAGUGGAAAACACAUUGAUUUUACUCUGACCAUCAGUAAAGUUCAGCCUGAGGAUUCAGGAGUUUAUUACUGUACGGGUGAACGUAACAUUGCAGACUGGGAGAAACCACAGUGGAGGUUCACACAGUGUGAAAGCAUCAUACAAAAACCUUCUCUAUCAAUAAACAAUGUUAAGACAGAUACCUCUCAGUAUACUAUGCACUGGUACCACCAGAUUCCUGGAGAAGUUCCUAAACUCCUGAUCUAUUACACAUCAGACAGAGCUUCAGGUGUUUCUGAAAGAUUCAGUGGCAGUGAGGAUGGAAAACACAUUGAUUUUACUCUGACCAUCAGUAAAGUUCAGCCUGAAGAUUCAGGAGUUUAUUACUGUCAGUCAACAUAG